This is a messenger RNA of Choloepus didactylus (southern two-toed sloth), 7141 nucleotides long. It is a transcript of the gene CACNA1C, whose product is annotated as calcium voltage-gated channel subunit alpha1 C. The transcript has 48 exons. Gene Ontology annotation, biological process: calcium ion import across plasma membrane. Lineage: Eukaryota; Metazoa; Chordata; Mammalia; Pilosa; Megalonychidae. The coding region runs from base 626 to 7111 and encodes 2161 amino acids. Gene Ontology annotation, cellular component: membrane; voltage-gated calcium channel complex. Gene Ontology annotation, molecular function: high voltage-gated calcium channel activity. The record is from RefSeq and is a predicted model, not a curated record.
AAACAGCUCCCGGCCAGAACGGCGCUCGGCGCGGCUCGGCGUGGCCAGGAGAGGCCCGGAGCGGCAGCGGCAUCGGCCCCCGCGGCGGCGGCAGCGGCGGCUCUCCCUCCCCUCUUCGCCGCCAGGAGUUGCUGGAUCUUCUUGAAAGAAAAAAGCCGACCAGGGACCUCGGGGAGUAUCCAUAAAGAGGGGUGCAGAGACGUCCUCGUCCUGCUGGCCCGGGAGAGCCCCUUCCUCCCGCGUCUUGGGUGUCCAUUGCUCCCCCUCUCCCCUCCUUUCGCUCCGUCUCUCUCGAUUUCUCUUUUCAAAUGGUGUAGCCGCCAGAGGUGCGGGGCUCAAUUCUUGGAAGGGGCCCGGAUGUACGGAGGAUGCAUUACAAUUUCACUCAAGGAGGCAGUAGUGGAAAGGAUCAAUUUUUGGUGUUUGAUGCAAUAAUGGGAAUCAGGUAAUCAUCAGAAGGGAAGAAGAAACACUGCAGAUCCACAGCUGCCUUGAAUUUUGCACGAGAGCCGCCGACCUCGGAGGAGGGAUUCGUCCAGACCGGCUUGGGGGUGUUUUUUUGUUUGUUUGUUUUUUAAUUUCGCCCUCUUUUUGGCUUCUCCUCCUUGUAAACAAUUUUUGGUCAAUGGUCAAUGAAAACACGAGGAUGUACAUUCCAGAAGAAAACCACCAAGGUUCCAACUAUGGGAGCCCGCGCCCAGCCCACGCCAACAUGAACGCCAACGCGGCCGCAGGGCUCGCCCCCGAGCACAUCCCCACCCCGGGGGCCGCCCUGUCCUGGCAGGCGGCCAUCGAUGCGGCCCGGCAGGCCAAGCUGAUGGGCAGCGUGGGCAACGCCACCAUCUCCACAGUCAGCUCCACGCAGCGCAAGCGUCAGCAGUAUGGGAAGCCCAAGAAGCAGAGCAGCACAGCCGCCACUCGCCCACCCCGCGCCCUGCUCUGCCUGACGCUGAAGAACCCCAUCCGGAGGGCGUGCAUCAGCAUUGUCGAAUGGAAGCCAUUUGAAAUCAUUAUUUUACUGACUAUUUUUGCCAAUUGUGUGGCCUUAGCGAUCUAUAUUCCUUUUCCCGAGGACGAUUCCAACGCCACCAACUCCAACUUGGAACGAGUGGAAUAUCUCUUUCUCAUUAUUUUUACUGUGGAAGCAUUUUUAAAAGUAAUAGCCUAUGGACUUCUUUUUCACCCCAAUGCUUACCUCCGCAACGGUUGGAAUUUACUAGAUUUUAUAAUUGUGGUUGUAGGGCUUUUUAGUGCAAUUUUAGAACAAGCAACCAAAGCAGACGGGGCCAACGCCCUCGGAGGGAAAGGGGCUGGCUUUGACGUGAAGGCGCUGAGGGCUUUCCGAGUGCUGCGUCCCCUGCGGCUGGUGUCCGGGGUCCCCAGUCUCCAGGUGGUCCUGAACUCCAUCAUCAAGGCCAUGGUCCCCCUGCUGCACAUUGCCCUGCUCGUGCUGUUUGUCAUCAUCAUCUACGCCAUCAUCGGCCUGGAGCUCUUCAUGGGGAAGAUGCACAAGACCUGCUACAACCAGGAGGGCAUAGCUGAUGUUCCAGCAGAAGAUGACCCCUCUCCCUGCGCUCUGGAGACGGGCCACGGGCGGCAGUGCCAGAACGGCACCGUGUGCAAGCCCGGGUGGGACGGGCCCAAGCAUGGCAUCACCAACUUUGACAAUUUUGCCUUCGCCAUGUUGACGGUGUUCCAGUGCAUCACCAUGGAGGGCUGGACGGACGUGCUGUACUGGGUCAAUGAUGCCGUAGGAAGGGACUGGCCCUGGAUCUAUUUUGUUACACUAAUCAUCAUAGGGUCAUUUUUUGUACUUAACUUGGUUCUCGGUGUACUUAGCGGAGAGUUUUCCAAAGAGAGGGAGAAAGCCAAGGCGCGGGGCGAUUUCCAGAAGCUGCGGGAGAAGCAGCAGCUGGAGGAGGACCUCAAAGGCUACCUGGACUGGAUCACUCAGGCGGAAGACAUCGACCCCGAGAACGAGGAUGAGGGCCUGGACGAGGAGAAACCCCGAAACAUGAGCGUGCCUACAAGUGAGACCGAGUCUGUCAACACCGAGAACGUGGCUGGAGGUGAAAUCGAGGGAGAAAACUGCGGGACCAGGCUGGCCCACCGGAUCUCCAAGUCCAAGUUCAGCCGCUACUGGCGCCGGUGGAACCGGUUCUGCAGGAGAAAGUGCCGCGCCGCCGUCAAGUCCAACAUCUUCUACUGGCUCGUGAUAUUCCUGGUUUUCCUCAAUACGCUCACCAUUGCCUCGGAGCAUUACAACCAGCCGCACUGGCUCACGGAGGUCCAAGAUACGGCCAAUAAGGCGUUGCUGGCCCUGUUCACGGCGGAGAUGCUCCUGAAGAUGUACAGCCUGGGCCUGCAGGCCUACUUCGUGUCCCUCUUCAACCGCUUCGACUGCUUCAUCGUGUGCGGGGGCAUCCUGGAGACCAUCCUGGUGGAGACCAAGGUCAUGUCGCCCUUGGGCAUCUCCGUGCUGAGAUGUGUCCGGCUGCUGCGGAUAUUCAAAAUCACAAGGUACUGGAACUCCUUAAGCAACCUGGUGGCGUCCCUGCUGAACUCGGUGCGCUCCAUCGCCUCCCUGCUGCUGCUGCUUUUCCUCUUCAUCAUCAUCUUCUCCCUCCUGGGGAUGCAGCUCUUUGGAGGGAAGUUCAACUUUGACGAGAUGCAGACUCGGAGGAGCACCUUUGACAACUUCCCCCAGUCUCUCCUCACCGUGUUUCAGAUCCUGACCGGGGAGGACUGGAAUUCGGUGAUGUAUGAUGGGAUCAUGGCUUAUGGCGGCCCCUCUUUUCCAGGGAUGUUAGUCUGUAUUUACUUCAUCAUCCUCUUCAUCUGUGGAAAUUAUAUCCUACUGAAUGUGUUCUUGGCCAUUGCUGUGGACAACUUGGCUGAUGCUGAGAGCCUCACAUCUGCCCAGAAGGAGGAGGAAGAAGAGAAGGAGAGGAAGAAGCUAGCCAGGACUGCCAGCCCAGAGAAGAAACGAGAGGUGGUGGAGAAGCCAGCAGUGGAGGAGACCAAAGAGGAGAAAAUUGAGCUGAAAUCCAUUACAGCUGAUGGAGAGUCCCCGCCCACCACCAAGAUCAACAUGGAUGACCUCCAUCCCAAUGAAAAUGAGGAUAAGAGCUCCUACCCCAACCCAGAAACCACAGGAGAAGAGGAGGAGGAGGAGCCUGAGAUGCCCGUGGGCCCCCGGCCACGACCUCUCUCGGAACUGCACCUUAAGGAGAAGGCCGUGCCCAUGCCAGAAGCCAGUGCAUUUUUCAUCUUCAGCUCCACCAACAGGUUCCGCCUCCAGUGCCACCGCAUCGUCAACGACACCAUCUUCACCAACCUGAUCCUUUUCUUCAUCCUGCUCAGCAGCAUUUCCCUGGCUGCCGAGGACCCCGUGCAGCACACCUCCUUCAGGAACCAUAUUCUGUUUUAUUUUGAUAUUGUUUUUACUACCAUUUUCACCAUUGAAAUUGCCCUGAAGAUCCUAGGCAAUGCAGACUAUGUCUUCACUAGUAUCUUUACGUUAGAAAUUAUCCUUAAGAUGACUGCUUAUGGGGCUUUCCUCCACAAGGGCUCUUUCUGCCGGAACUACUUCAACAUCUUGGACCUGCUGGUGGUCAGCGUGUCCCUCAUCUCCUUUGGCAUCCAGUCCAGUGCCAUCAAUGUUGUAAAGAUCUUGCGAGUUCUACGUGUACUUAGGCCCCUGCGGGCCAUCAACAGGGCCAAGGGGCUAAAGCACGUGGUUCAGUGCGUGUUUGUUGCCAUCCGGACCAUCGGGAACAUCGUGAUAGUCACCACACUGCUGCAGUUCAUGUUUGCCUGCAUUGGGGUCCAGCUCUUCAAGGGAAAGCUCUACACCUGUUCAGAUAGUUCCAAGCAGACCGAGGCAGAAUGCAAGGGUAACUAUAUCACAUACAAGGACGGAGAGGUUGACCACCCCAUCAUCCAGCCCCGCAGCUGGGAGAACAGCAAGUUUGACUUUGACAAUGUGCUGGCCGCCAUGAUGGCCCUCUUCACCGUCUCCACCUUUGAGGGGUGGCCAGAGCUGCUGUACCGCUCCAUCGACUCCCACACAGAAGACAAGGGCCCCAUCUACAACUACCGCGUGGAGAUCUCGAUCUUUUUCAUCAUCUACAUCAUCAUCAUUGCCUUCUUCAUGAUGAACAUCUUCGUGGGUUUCGUCAUCGUCACCUUCCAGGAGCAGGGAGAGCAGGAGUACAAGAACUGUGAGCUGGACAAGAACCAGCGACAGUGUGUGGAGUACGCCCUGAAGGCCCGGCCCCUGCGGAGGUACAUCCCCAAGAACCAGCACCAGUACAAAGUGUGGUACGUGGUGAACUCCACCUACUUCGAGUACCUGAUGUUCGUCCUCAUCCUGCUCAACACCAUCUGCCUGGCCAUGCAGCACUAUGGUCAGAGCUGCCUGUUCAAAAUCGCCAUGAACAUACUCAACAUGCUGUUCACCGGCCUCUUCACCGUGGAGAUGAUCCUGAAGCUCAUUGCCUUCAAACCCAAGCACUAUUUCUGUGAUGCAUGGAAUACAUUUGACGCCUUGAUUGUUGUGGGUAGCAUUGUUGAUAUAGCAAUCACCGAGGUAAACCCAGCUGAACAUACUCAAUGCUCUCCCUCUAUGAACGCAGAGGAGAACUCCCGCAUCUCCAUCACCUUCUUCCGCCUCUUCCGGGUCAUGCGCCUGGUCAAGCUGCUGAGCCGUGGGGAGGGCAUCCGCACGCUGCUGUGGACCUUCAUCAAGUCGUUCCAGGCCCUGCCCUACGUGGCUCUUCUCAUAGUCAUGCUGUUCUUCAUCUAUGCUGUGAUCGGGAUGCAGGUGUUUGGGAAAAUCGCCCUGAAUGACACCACAGAGAUCAACCGGAACAACAACUUUCAGACCUUUCCCCAAGCCGUGCUGCUCCUCUUCAGGUGUGCCACGGGAGAGGCCUGGCAAGACAUCAUGCUGGCCUGCAUGCCCGGCAAGAAGUGUGCCCCAGAGUCAGAGCCCAGCAACAGCAUGGACGGGGAAACGUUCUGCGGCAGCAGCUUCGCCGUCUUCUACUUCAUCAGCUUCUACAUGCUCUGUGCCUUCCUGAUCAUCAAUCUCUUCGUAGCUGUCAUCAUGGACAACUUUGACUACCUGACAAGGGACUGGUCCAUUCUUGGUCCCCACCAUCUGGAUGAAUUUAAAAGAAUCUGGGCAGAGUAUGACCCUGAAGCCAAGGGUCGUAUCAAGCACCUAGAUGUGGUGACCUUGCUCCGACGGAUUCAGCCCCCACUGGGUUUUGGGAAGCUGUGCCCUCACCGCGUGGCUUGCAAACGCCUGGUCUCCAUGAACAUGCCUCUGAACAGCGACGGGACUGUCAUGUUCAACGCCACCCUGUUUGCCCUGGUCAGGACAGCCCUGAGGAUCAAAACAGAAGGGAACCUAGAGCAAGCCAACGAGGAGCUGCGUGCCAUCAUCAAGAAGAUCUGGAAGCGCACCAGCAUGAAGCUGCUGGACCAGGUGGUGCCCCCCGCAGGUGAUGAUGAGGUCACCGUUGGCAAGUUUUAUGCGACUUUCCUGAUCCAAGAAUACUUCCGGAAAUUCAAGAAACGCAAAGAGCAGGGGCUUGUGGGCAAACCCUCCCAGAGGAACGCCCUCUCCCUGCAGGCUGGCCUGCGCACACUGCACGACCUUGGGCCCGAGAUCCGACGUGCCAUCUCUGGAGACCUGACGGCAGAGGAGGAGGUGGACAAGGCCAUGAAGGAGGCUGUGUCUGCUGCCUCCGAAGAUGACAUCUUCAGGAGGGCCGGGGGCCUGUUCGGCAACCACGUCAGCUACUACCAAAGCGACGGCCGGAGCGCCUUCCCCCAGACCUUCACCACCCAGCGCCCGCUGCACAUCAACAAGGCGGGUAACAGCCAAGGCGACACCGAGUCGCCGUCCCACGAGAAAUUGGUGGACUCCACCUUCACCCCCAGCAGCUACUCGUCCACUGGCUCCAACGCCAACAUCAACAAUGCCAACAACACUGCCCUGGGCCGCCUCCCCCGUCCCACCGGCCACCCCAGCACAGUCAGCACCGUGGAGGGCCAUGGGCCCCCCUUGUCUCCUGCUGUCCGGGUGCAGGAGGCAGCCUGGAAGCUCAGCUCCAAGAGGUGCCGCUCCCGGGAGAGCCAGAUAGCCAUGGUGUGUCAGGAGGAGGUCUCCCAGGACGAGACCUGUGAAGUGAAGAUAAGCCAAGACACCGAGUACUGCAGCGAGCCCAGCCUGAUCUCCACGGAGAUACUCUCCUAUCAGGAUGAAGAAAACCGACAACUGACACUCCCAGAGGAAGACAAGAGGGACAUCCGGCAAUCUCCAAAGAGGGGCUUCCUCCGCUCCGCCUCCCUAGGUCGAAGGGCCUCCUUCCACCUGGAAUGUCUGAAGCGACAGAAGAAUCCAGGGGGCGACAUCUCUCAGAAGACAGUGCUGCCUCUGCACCUGGUUCACCAUCAGGCACUGGCAGUGGCAGGGCUGAGUCCCCUCCUCCAGAGAAGCCAUUCCCCUACCACGUUCCCCAGGCCGUGCGCCACGCCCCCUGCCACGCCAGGCAGCAGAGGGUGGCCCCCACGGCCUAUCCCCACCCUGCGGCUAGAGGGGGCCGAGUCCAGCGAGAAACUCAACAGCAGCUUCCCAUCCAUCCACUGCAGCUCCUGGUUGGAGGAGAGCGCCAGCUGCGGUGGGGGCAGCAGCGCCAUCCGGAAAGCCCGGCCUGUGUCCCUCACUGUGCCCGGCCAGGCCGGGGCCCGGGGCAGGCAGUUCCACGGCAGUGCCAGCAGCUUGGUGGAAGCGGUCUUGAUUUCAGAAGGACUGGGGCACUUUGCUCAAGAUCCCAAGUUUAUCGAGGUCACAACCCAGGAGCUGGCCGACGCGUGCGCCAUGACCCUGGAGGAGAUGGAGAGCGCGGCUGACAACCUCCUCAGCGGGGGCGCCCAGCAGAGCCCCAACGGCACCCUGUUACCUUUUGUUAACUGCAGGGACCCGGGGCAGGACCGAGCAGGGGGCGGCGGCGAGGACGAGGCCUGUGUGCCGGCCCUGGAGUGUCGACAGGGCGGCGAGGAAGCCCAGGACAGCAGGGUGUACGUCAGCAGCCUGUAGUAGCCAGGGACGGGGAGACGCUGGGUUUGU